Staurois parvus is the source of this 318-nucleotide messenger RNA. NCBI's taxonomy places the organism in Eukaryota, Metazoa, Chordata, Amphibia, Anura, Ranidae. The record is from the annotation of a GenBank genome assembly.
AUGUAUGCGAAAUGCUUUGAUACAGUAAUGUUUUACUAUGUGAUUUUAGUGUAUUUAGUGAAUGUCACUUUUUGUCAUUUUCAAAUUUCCCGCCAGUUCCGUCCCCGUACGUCCCGACGCUCGCAGGGGACGGAACCAAGAUAACAGAUGCCGGCAUCCGCCGGAUUACAUUACAGGGGACACUGAAAGAGGGACAUCGCGGGAGCGCAGGACAAGGUAAGUGAAGAACAGAUGCUGGAGCAGCGCCGCAUGGUAAGCCCGAGUGUAGCUCGGGGUUACCGCUCUUGCUACACUCGGGAAUACCGUCAGGGAGGCUAC